AUGUAAGAUAAAAUGCGUGUUAGUACCACAGGUGCUAAGCUGUUUACUGAGGGGAAUCAAACAGAGACAUAGCCUUUUCGAUAGUAAAUCUAAGGGUAAUAAUCUUCAGGAGGUGAAUCCUUGAUGAGGUACUAAAGAAUGCUUACUCAAAAGUCGGAACGCAAAACUCACUACGUACAAUAGUUUUGUAGUAAUUUGAAAUCGCAAACGAAUAGAUUCGGAGUUAUUCCUGAGGAAUAUGUAUCGUUUAUUGGAGACAAAACCUCAUAUCGAAACUCCUCUACUUUUAAUAUUCGAUUAAUGCAUAAAAACUUUUCAUUGCAAUUAGAGUUGAAGUUUUUCGAGAAGAUCAGACAAUUUUUUUCGCGAUAUUUGAAUAAGUUGAUUUAAUGUCUGAAACGAAUUGAGUUAUUUCAGCCAGAAUCCUCUGUCAAAUUGAUAUGGGACUCAGCGUCGUUGGUUUCAAGAUUAUAUUUUUUAUUCCUCAUCCCCUUGGAUAUUGCAUGGAGUAAAUAUUCAUUCAUGUUUGACAUGUAUAAUUUGACAUCCUUUAUUUUUCAAAUGGUUCUUCUGGGAGAUUUAAUCGUAGGCUUGAAUACAGCAUUUUAUAAUCAAGGACAAUUGGUUACAGAUCGGAAAUAGAUAGUUUAUCAUAAUUUUUUGAAAUGUUUUGGACUAGAAUGGACUUCAACAAUACAAUUACUGGUCUAUUAGAUACUCACGUAGGAUCCCACGAUAACACAAUAUAUAAAAGACUAUAAAAUCUAUCUGACUCUUGUGACCUUCUUAGUUCAUUACAGUACCAUACAGGAAUGCUUGGAGUAUUAUGAAGAAGGAUUGAACCUUAGCAAAAAAGCCUCAUCCAUAAUAGAGCUUGUUAAAUUGAUCGCAGUGUUAUUUUUUAUCAUUCACAUGUUCUCAUGCUUUUGGUUUUGGGUGGGUGACUAUAGUCAUAACAAUUAUGGAGUAAGUUGGCUGGAGAAUAUUGUGGACAAGGAAUGGGAAAUCUAAUAUUUAUCCUCGGUUUACUACUCGACAGUUACCAUGUUCACUAUUGGAUAUGGUGAUGUUCUGCCACAAAGCAAUUUGGAAAGGAUUGUAUGCUGCUUAUUCAUUAUUAUGGCAAGUUUACAAUUGCCUUACAGUAUCAACACUGUGGGAGCCAUCAUUUCCAAGAUUAGUGAAUAUGGGGAGGAUAAGAAACGCAAAUUGAGAAUCAUCAAUUCGUACAUGCAAAAGAAGAGAAUCCCAUUCCCAUUACAGAGCGAAAUUCGGUAAUAUCUAAAUUACUAUUGGCAAUUGAAUAAGGAAAAGGAUGCGGAUGAGGCUGCAUAGAUGAUCAAUCAAUUAUCUGAGAACUUAAAAGAAAGAUUGACUUAAGAAUCAAAUUCGGUUAUUUUGAAUCAAUGUGCCUUAUUUCGGUAUCGCUUUACACCUGCUUUCAAAAGAGAACUCAUCAAAUCCUUAAAAACCAAGAUUCUGGCACCUGAAACAAUAGUUGGAGACAAAAAAGAGUUAGUGUACAUAGAAUCUGGCACCAUUGACAUGUAUGGAGAUUAAUAGUGCAAUCUAAAAUUACAAUCAUUCAAUGCCAAUCAAACUAUCGGUCUUAUUCCAUUCGUAACAGGCAAAUUACAACCUGAAACCUAUAAAAGUUAAGGCUUUUGCUUGCUCAUGACAUUGUCACAUAGGAAAUUCAAGAAAACUCUGAAAGACUUCCCAAAUGACUAUGAAAUCUAUUGUCAAAUGAAGGACUAUUUACUAUUCAACGGAAAUGAAACCACAAUCUUCCCACGCAAAUGCUAUGCUUGCUAAAGUUAUAAACAUUACUCGCAUGAGUGUCCAGUUGUGCAUUAUGUACCUGAUAGAGAAAAAAUAAUAAAAAAACACACGAUUUCUACCACAUAAUAAAGAAAACGGAUACCGCGUUAAGAAAAUAGGAGAGCUAGGUAUCCUUCGCGGAAACAUUCCCAGUAGUCUCUCAUUAGGGCUUCGUUUAUUGUGCAAUAGGAAAAUUAGAACAUUGUUAAAUUGUACGAUAUCCCUUACGUUGUUGAGGAAGAAGCAAAAAUCCAUAGUUUGAAUUCCUACCAAAGUAUCAAGAAUAAACCUAAGCACAAUGAUGAGACAAGGAAAUAAAUAAUGGCUAGGUUCAAGAACUUAGUGAAGAAGAUUACUCUAAUAGACAAAUACUAUCCACAGUUUAUGAUGACUAUUUUAAAGAAAUUCAGACACAAUCAGAAUUAUUUUAGUCAAUAGUCGCAGUUGAAGUAAUUGAAGAUAAGAUAUGAUCAUAUUAAGCAAUUAACGAAAGUGGAUCCUCAAUUACUCAAUGAUAUUGAUGAUGUAAUAAGAAUAAAUUCAGAAUAUGAUAUAUGUUAAAACUAAGAAUUCGAAACUCCAAAGAAUUUCAUUCAUUACAAUCCAAAGUUCAACUUCAAUAAUGUCAAAUUAAAGAUAGACAAGAGUAAGAUGAGAAUUCUGAAUGAGUUCCAACGGUACUGUUUGUUUCCUGCUGUCAUCAUGCGGAAAUUCCAUUCGACAAAAACAACUUAAGAUCUAAUCACUUACAAAAGGAGGAAAAAUGUAUUUAUGAAAUGA
Messenger RNA from Paramecium tetraurelia, 2601 nucleotides. RefSeq lists its product as uncharacterized. The transcript is spliced from 2 exons. The record is from RefSeq and is a predicted model, not a curated record. NCBI's taxonomy places the organism in Eukaryota, Ciliophora, Oligohymenophorea, Peniculida, Parameciidae.